AUGUCUGUCACCAAGAUUGCUAGUCUUCUUCUUGGCUCGGCCGCUAUGGUCGCCGGUCAUGGUUAUGUCUCCGGUGCCGUUGUGGAUGGCCAAUACUACGGAGGAUACAUCGUCACCUCCUACGCUUACACCGACAACCCCCCGGAGACCAUUGGAUGGUCGACCAAAGCCACUGACUUGGGCUUCGUCUCUCCUAGCUCCUUCUCUGAUCCAGACAUUAUCUGUCAUAAGAAUGCGCAACCCGGUGCCAUCUCUGCUUCUGUGGCAGCUGGUAAGGACGUUGAGCUGCAGUGGACUGAAUGGCCGGAGAGCCACCAUGGCCCUGUCAUCACCUACUUGGCCAACUGCAACGGUGACUGCUCUGAGGUCGACAAAACCUCUCUCGAAUUUUUCAAGAUCGAUCAGAAGGGUCUCAUCGAUGACAGCGAUGUCCCUGGCACAUGGGCUACCGACAACCUGAUAUCCAACAAUAACAGCUACACCAUCACCAUCCCCAGCGACAUUGCCGCCGGUAACUAUGUCCUCCGUCACGAAAUCAUUGCUCUGCACUCCGCUGGCAACGAGGAUGGUGCCCAGAGCUACCCCCAGUGUCUCAACCUCAAGGUUACUGGUGGUGGCAGCGCUUCUCCCUCGGGUACUCUUGGUACCAAGCUAUACAACGAGGAUGACCCCGGUAUUCUUGUCAACAUCUACCAGCAGCUUGACUCCUACGACAUCCCCGGCCCUGCUCUGUACUCUGGCGCUUCCUCGUCCUCCAACUCUGGCUCAUCUUCCAGCAGUGCUUCGGCCACUUCUGUCGCUGCUUCCUCUGCUUCGUCCUCUCAGACAUCCGCCACCCCUGCUUCCCAGGUCAAGGCCCAGGCCUCUAGUUCAACUCCUAGCGCUUCGUCCGUUGCCACUUCUGGCAGCUUGUCUGACUAUUUCAGCUCUCUGAGCGCUGAGGAGUUCCUCAACGUUAUCAGCGAGACUUUGUCUUGGUUGGUCACUGACAAGGUCCACGCUCGUGACUUGUCGACCGCAUAA
Aspergillus chevalieri is the source of this 1023-nucleotide messenger RNA. Its product is annotated as lytic polysaccharide monooxygenase auxiliary activity family 9 protein. The record is from RefSeq and is a predicted model, not a curated record. Bases 1 to 1023 code for a protein of 340 amino acids. Lineage: Eukaryota; Fungi; Ascomycota; Eurotiomycetes; Eurotiales; Aspergillaceae. The transcript has a single exon.